AUGAUUUUCGGAAAGAAAAAAAAACCGUCCGACGCCGGAAUUCGGAUCCAGUCCGACAAGGGAUUUCGGUUGCCGUCCGACGCCGGUUGGCGGACCCCGUCCGUAAGCCAUCGUCGGACCGUCCUCCCCGUCCGCACGGCGAGCUCCUUCUUCGACGGCGACGACACCACCCGCGACGAGAUCCUUUCUCUUCCGCGUCAGCUAUUUGUGAGUGGGGGAGUGAGGGAUGAGGCGGCGGGACCAGGUCGCCGGUUGCGGGAGGAGGAGGUUGGUCGAUGCCGGUUGUGGGAUGACGGAGGAGUCCUUCCGGCGAAGAAGAGACGGCAGACGCUAGAGCCGGACGCCAGUUCCGGCAGUUACUCCGCACUUUGCCUCGACCAGUCAUUUCCACUCUUUCUGCCUACCUUACCCUUCAAUAAGCUUCUUUUGGCCAUGGUUGCUUCCGACAAAGGGGCAACCGAGAAAGCUGCUGCGUUUUCUGUCUUGUCUUUCUUCGUGGCUUCGGCACAGGAGGGAGAAGAUGAGGAAGAAGUGAAAAGAUUCUCAAGGAACCGAGUUUUCUUCAUGGGGAUCCCCAACUGUUGAUGACUUUGAGAAGUUGGAGCGAAUUGGAGAUUGCACCUUUGGGUAUUUUAUUGUCAAGUUUACAUUGCUCGUGAGAUAGCAACAGGAGAAAUAGUUGCUCUGAUGAAGAUAAGAAUGGACAAGAGAGAGAGAGAGAGAGAGAGAGAAGGGUCAAACCGGGCGAGUGCUGGAAUCAUGUCGGAGAUGUUUGGCAUCCCUAGUAGCACCAUGGAUUCACCUGCUACUUCUCGGAUCUGCGUGAACAACUUCUCACCUUCCUCUCCAUGUGUCGUGCUACCCCAUAGCAUGCUAAGAACAGUGUUCGAUAUGAUCAUAAACGUCAACUGCCCAAAGUCCAGAGCCUUACCUGUCUUCUGGUACACAUCCUUAAUAGCCUUCUCGGCAUACCGCUUUCUCAGCACGUAGGAAGCAUUGAGCCGGGCGCUGCUCAUUAGCUCUCGUACAAAGACCUUCCGCAGCUUUCUCCACUCGGUGCCGUAGGAGGAGAAAGCAAUGUCAUUCCCGCCGGCGGUAAGGAUUUUGGGAGCAAUGAGGGGAUCUCGAUCUGCGAAUGUUACGUCGUGGUCGCGGACUUGUUUGACCAGCGACGGUGAGCUAAUCACGAUGUAGAUUCUGUGUCCGAGCAAAAGCUUGUAGAUUGGGCCAUAAACUCGGGCAAGCUCUGUGAAGCUCUUAUGGAGAUGGGUGCCUAGAAAUGGCAAGUACCCGACUAUUGGCAAUCCGCGUGGGCCGGGUGGCAAUGGGGCUGUUUGUCGUCUCUUGUUGUUGCCUUUCUUCAUCAACCAGAACGCCAUGAUCGACGCUGCAACGAUGGCAACGAAAGCUCCGACGACUAGUUUCCCCUGCUGCAAAUCCUCCAUUCUCAACCAAGGUGAACUGUAGAGAAUUUUGGGGAGAGGGGAAGCUGGGAUGCAAUGCAAGUGAAAUGGAAGGAAUAGGUGGCUAUGACCAUUUAUAUGGGAUUUUUCUUUUCCGUUAAUGCUAUUGGAAUGAGGUAUGGAUAUUUGCUGUUUAUGGUUGAAGAAGGUGAUAGGGACUUGGUAAUUGCAUGGCCGCAUAUUUUUGAGAGCGUCACCGCCCAUUAGAUGUGAGCCAUGGAGUUUUUGGGUUUGGGUUGAUCAACCAAAGUCUACAAACUUCUUGUCAUCAUUAUUGAGCAUCACUGCUGGAUUCCGAGAGGUUAUUUCAUUUGGGGCCCACACUCCUUUGUUGGG
Messenger RNA from Linum tenue, 1799 nucleotides. The record is from the annotation of a GenBank genome assembly. Lineage: Eukaryota; Viridiplantae; Streptophyta; Magnoliopsida; Malpighiales; Linaceae.